AUGGUCGUUUCGAUGUUAUCGUUAGAAGACAGUUUGGAGCGUUUCUGGAAAACUGAAGAGCUGACUACGAAAGACAACUACUCUAGCGAGGAAAGACACUGUGAAUCCUGUUACCAGUCAACUGUUUCUCGAAAUUCCGAAGGACGCUAUAUCGUUCGAUAUCCCAGAAAGCCAGACUUCAACGUGAUGCUGGGUGAGUCGAAGAGCUCUGCGCUACGACGGUUCGAAUUACUUGAAAGACGUUUGAAACAAAAUUCAAAUCUCAAAGAUGAAUACCACCAGUUUAUGCGAGAAUAUCUCUCCCUCGGCCAUAUGCGAUUGGUUGAAGCGGACGACGAAAACAAUUCCCAAACUUACUACCUGCCGCACCACCCCGUUUUCAAGGAAGCAAGUACCACAACCAAAAUUCGAGUCGUGUUUGACGGAUCAGCGAAAACUUCUUCCGGCUUCUCUUUGAACGAAGCUCUCUGUGUCGGUCCCGUGGUGCAGGACGAUCUAUUGACCAUCGUUUUGCGCUUCCGAACCUAUCCGAUUGCGCUCGUCGGUGAUAUCGCUAAAAUGUACCGGCAAGUACUUAUUCACCCAGACGAUUCUGCUCUUCAACGUAUCCUUUGGCGUUUUUCUGAUCAAACACCAGUCCAGACAUAUGAACUACUCACUGUUACGUAUGGUCUCGGUCCGUCUUCAUACCUAGCAACUCGUACACUUCAGCAACUGACCGAAGACGAAGGGAUUUCUUACGCGUUGGCAGGAGCUACUAUUAAAAAAUGUUUUUACGUAGACGACUUCAUAGGUGGAGCUCAAACCAUCGAAGAAACAAUCCGUCUACGCACCGAACUGAGCGACUUGUUGCACAAAGGAGGAUUUACACUACGAAAAUGGACUUCUAAUCAGCUCGAAGUUUUGCAAGGUCUUCCCAAUGAUGAGAUUGGUACUCAAUCUGCUUUACAUUUCAGCCCUAACGAGACAAUUAAAGCCCUUGGUAUUAGCUGGGAGCCUGAAGCCGAUCACCUUCGUUUCGACUCUCAAAUUCGAUGUAGUAAUGAACCGCCAACCAAGCGCACUAUUCUUUCGGAUAUAGCAAAACUAUUUGACCCUUUAGGACUAAUUGCACCCGUUGUAGUUCGAGCAAAGAUACUGAUGCAAGAGUUGUGGCUGCUAUCGUGCGGAUGGGACGAUCCUGUUCCAGAACCUAUUAAAACCAAAUGGGAGAAGUAUUACCACGAAUUGGCGAAUAUCUCCGAGCAUCGAGUAGACAGAUACGCGUUUCUACCUGACUCAGUUGUACAACUGCACACAUUCGCAGAUGCAUCCAUAUCUGCAUACGGUGCCUGCACAUACGUCCGCUGUGAAAGCAAAGGGGAAGUAAAAAUACGACUACUGGCUUCGAAGACACGCGUCGCUCCGCUGAAAAGAAUAAGUAUUCCUCGUUUGGAGUUGUGUGCGGCAGUACUAGCAGCCCAUCUACAUGCUCAGAUAAAGAAAGCUAUCGAUGUAAACGUUUCAGAAUCAUAUUUUUGGUCUGACUCAUCUGUCACUCUGCACUGGCUACGAUCACCACCGAAUGUUUGGCCUACCUAUGUGGCUAACAGAGUAUCUGAAAUUCAGCAGUUUACACAUGGUUGUCAAUGGAAGCAUGUUCCCGGAUGUGAAAAUCCUGCUGACCUGGAUUCACGUGGCAUGUCGGUUGACGAGUUUUUGAAAAACGAUAUUUGGAUCAGCGGUCCCACUUGGUUAUCACGUCCACUCCAAGAUUGGCCAGAAUCAAUCCCACCAAGUGUUUCAGAAAUUUUGGACCCACUGGCGGAAGGAAUAUCUCCAAGAACUGCCGAAAGAUACACGAGGAUGGAUACGAAACAACGAAAUUAUUCCCGGUAA
Messenger RNA from Malaya genurostris, 1878 nucleotides. RefSeq lists its product as uncharacterized. The coding region runs from base 1 to 1878 and encodes 625 amino acids. The record is from RefSeq and is a predicted model, not a curated record. NCBI's taxonomy places the organism in Eukaryota, Metazoa, Arthropoda, Insecta, Diptera, Culicidae. The transcript has a single exon.